This is a messenger RNA of Aedes albopictus (Asian tiger mosquito), 7555 nucleotides long. RefSeq names its product ras-interacting protein RIP3. The transcript has 7 exons. Gene Ontology annotation, biological process: positive regulation of transcription by RNA polymerase II; negative regulation of transcription by RNA polymerase II. Bases 2944 to 5265 code for a protein of 773 amino acids. Gene Ontology annotation, molecular function: DNA-binding transcription factor activity, RNA polymerase II-specific; RNA polymerase II cis-regulatory region sequence-specific DNA binding; zinc ion binding. Gene Ontology annotation, cellular component: nucleus. The record is from RefSeq and is a predicted model, not a curated record. Lineage: Eukaryota; Metazoa; Arthropoda; Insecta; Diptera; Culicidae.
AUGACGUCUCAUCUGACAGUACUUUUCUUAUUCUUCUUGAGUAGUUAUCCUCUCUUUCACUCAAUGUAGAUGCAUUACGGAUCAGAAUACAAUGAUGGUUCUGCUAAAACAGAGCUUGAAAAAAUUAUUGAAUGUUGAGGACCCACAUUGAAGAUUUUUUUUUUUGAGCUACACCAUAGGCUUCCAUUUAUUUCGUAAAAUCAUGUUUAUUUUACUGGAACAUGACUGUUGAUAACAUUGUUUAUGGAGAUUACGGAUUAACUUGGAGAUGCAGUAAAUAGUCUGUAAAUAUUAUUAUAAAAUUACACAUGUAGGUACCGUACAAAUGACGACCAUCCACUGCAAAUUCCACAAUUGGGUUCUUCAGGGGUAUCCAAAUUAUUUCAUAAUCGGAAUCUCCGUCUAAAAAUUAGUCGAUAUCCAAAAAUCCAUUAAUUUUUAUGCCCGGGAACUACUUUUAAAACGCAUUUAAAGUUUGUAUGGGGAUGUUUUUGUUCGGGACGAACUGUCAUUUUAUCGAUUGAACUGUCAUUCUAUCCACGAAAAUUAUAACGAUUUUGUUAAUUUUACCAUCAAAACAAAGGAAUUGGUACGCAAUAAAAGCAUGUUAUGCUCAGAAACUGAGCUCUUUCGAUUAGGCUAUAGAAAGCAGCAAUAUUUUAGUCAUUAAACUAUCCAAUUACCCCAGGCCACACUUUGCUUCGAAAAAUCUUAGCGUGAAUAACGCGCUCAUUCAUUGACUCACCACCACCACCCCUCGCACACACAAUCGCCGUAAUCAGAGCCACCCGAUCAACGCAGACAGCUGUGCCGAGAGAGAGAGAGAGAGAACCGAUCGAUUCUCUCCCGACGCUGCGCCCGCUGGCCUUCCUCUGGGGUCCCAAAAAACUUCUCACCACCUAUGCUGCGCUGCGGUGCGGCGCAGCCCACUCUUCUAAUGCUGUUGUAAUAAGUAGUAUAGGUAUGCUACAAACUCUCGUUUUCGGUUCGGUUUUUGUAGAUUGACUGCUCCUCGUCGCGCCGAUCGUACCCUACGAGGACGGAGGUGCUGUUGUUAUGUUUUAGGAGGUUUUGAUCUCCGAAAUGAUCUCCAGUCGAUCGUAGGUAGUUGCGGUUGGUAGCAUGUGCGCGCGGUUGAUCGUUUGAGUUGCCCGCGCCUCCACCUUCGCUCCGGAGCAGCAGCAGCAGCAGCAGUUCGACGCUCGUCGUUGAUCGUGUACCUCUAACGCGCAUUCGUGGUUCGAACUCGGUCCGCAGUCCUCGGUGCGCUGCUCCGUCCAUGUGUUUUGUGUGUAUGAUCUCUUUAAACCCCUCAGUUAAACUUUGGACUCCGCAACGGACGCGCGCGUCGUCGAGAGCGUACCUACUACUUACUACCUCCCCAUGUGCGCACAUGCGUGUGAUGCGAGGUGAUCGAUCGCUUGAUCCUUUCCCGGAGUGACGUGUUCUAAAGGCGGGUGUGGAACAUCCUGUGGCUGUGAUAUGUGUGUGCGGAGCGGUAAAAGAACAAGCGACUAAUCUAACGACGAAUUGUUUGUUGUUCAAGAGUGCACGUACGUGCUCAAGUGGAUCCUGGUGCCGUGCGGAGCCGCCGCCGGGAGGAAAAUCUCAAUCGUGCAAUAAAAUGCAAUUAUCAGCAGUGUUGCCCUGCCGGUCGGAUCAAGAGUGUUGUUUAUUACUGUGCAUUCCGUGAAAGAUUGCAGAAAUCAUCGGUGUGGAAACAAAGCGGCGGCCGGAAACGAACGAACCAAACGAACGACCGAAGAACCCGUGUGUGAGCGAACGAAGAGAGCGAGGGCGUGCGAAGGUGGUGUGUGUUGUGUGGGAAACUCUUGAAGAGGGCGGGGAAUCGGGUGGCGAUCUUUCUCCCGGAGCGCGUCCGUCGCCUGCAUUCGGCGAGAUUUGCGUGUGAGUGCAUUUCCGUUGAUAUUGCACCGGGGCUGUGCGAGAUGCGGUAAAAAUAAACAACAGUGAGUGAGUGCCAACGGCCAUCGGUGCCAGACGACGAAGACCUCGACUUUUCCAACCCCGAUAAGCUGCUGCCGUGCCGUGUCGUACCGUGGACGGAAGAUUAUGUCCCCGUUGGUUGGUGUGAGAAUCAUCUAGCGGCAGGCAGGCAGGCAGACAGUCAAACAGAGCCAGUUUUACGAUCUCUGCAUGCAGCUGCAUCCAACUGCACUGCACUGCACCCUCCUUUGUGUGUGAUAUUGUUAGCGCUGUAGGUACAAGAAAUAGGAAUCGGCCGGGAGUCCUCUUUCUGAGGCGAGUGUGUGAUUACACGAUUACCGGGGAAAAGCCGUAAAAGUAAACGUGUGCGGUGCGCGGUCUGGGCGUGUGGUAGUAGUGUACUAAGAAGAAGCGCGGGGGAGGACCUCCCUGCUGCUAGUGCUGCAAUCGAGAGCAAGAGAGCGAAGACGACGACGACGACGAUGCACAUGCUGCUGCCGGGCGCUGCUGCAUCCCAAUAAUAACCCGUACCCCCGCGCGAUCACCCGCGUUCUCGCGUCGCGUCAUCGUGGUGACGGUGGAGAGGGGCGAAAGUGUGUAAGAGAAGAACAACCAGAAGCGCAGUGCGGUGUGCAUUGUGCGGAGAGGUGUGCAGAGGAGUGUGCAUAACAACGCCAACGCGCGUUCGAGAAUUGGAGAAUAUUGUUGUUGUGUCUUGUUCUGGAAGCGGGAUUUUUUUUUAUUGUCGUCGCCUUCACCAAUAGUGCGGUUUAUCUCUAAAUGCGACACGAUGGUUGCGGUAUCUCCGGGUUCGCAAUAGAAGCCAGCAGAAGAAGAAGUGCGUGUGUCGUGUGUAAGUGUAAGGCGAGGAUUUACGAAAGGAUUUGCGGUGCGGUGUCGUCGAAUGCCGCAGCAUCGAAUCGAAUCGAAUCGAGUGGAAAGACGACAGUCGUUUUGCGUAGCUGAAAGGAUUAGCUCCGGACCGGAGAUACAUCAAUGUGUUUAUACUGCUAUUGGAAAUUAUGGAUACAGCACUAUAGGAUUCUAGAAAUCCUCUCGCAGUCGUCCGAGAAGCUGGAACACCUGAUCGCCUCCUCACCUGCCUCGUUAGCUGCGAAAGCGUCAGCCGAACAGGAUGCGAUAGCCGCCCUCCAAGCGUUACGCAACAACAACAAUCAUACAGCAAAGUCAGUUACCUCAGUACUUAGUAAAACGCAUCUACAAAACCUGGAAGCGAAUUCCGUAUCUGUGAUCCCGAUUGAGAGUAUGAAAAUCACUUCGUCCUCCAAUCAGCAACAGCAGCAGCAGCAUCCGUCGAUAAUUCAUCAAACGAUACACCUGCACCAUCCCCAGCAGCAGGUGCCUCAACAGCAACAAAUUCAGCAACUACCAAAACAGCAACAGCAGCUACACCACCACCACCAGCAGCAGCAGCUGAUACAGGUCAAGAAUCUGACCCAGCUGCAGCAGGAACAUCUCGAAACCGCAGCGGUAUUAAUGGACAUUAGUAAAAAAGUGAUAAUCUCGCCACCCAGUUCGAACCCACAGUCACCCAGUUUGAUUGCCGAACAGCAGCAGAAACAACAGCAAUCGCAACAGUAUCAGCAAACUAUCAAUAACAACAACAAUCAACCGCAACUACAAAGUAUUAAGUCUUCUGUGAUAAAGCCUCACGAGUAUCUCCUGAACAGCCUCAAGCGAUCACCCAGCAGCGAAGAGAUGGAUCUUACCAUGAAACGCGUCAAGGUCGAGCCGAACAUCCUUUCGCCGACCCUGCCGGCCACCACGCUGGUCAAAAAGAACGUCAUCAAACGGGAACACAUGGACGACAUGGCCGUGGACGACGGAGCGAGUCAGCACAGCGAUUCGGCCGACAGCAGCGACUCCGGCCGGCUACAGAUGGACAUCUCCUCGCAGGACGCCGGCUCCGAGUGUACAACGGACGAGCUCAAACGAUCCAACAACAACAACAAUAAUAACAAUCACCACCAUCAUCACCAUCAGCAGCAGCACCAGAUGGACCACCACAUCGGACGGGAAACGCCGGACAGCCUGAACUCUCUGGAAGAGCAACAGCACCUGCAGCAGGCCCAGAUUCAUUUGAGUCAGCAGUUUGGAGCGCUUGUGGAGGGCGCCGACCCGGCUACUACCCAGCUGUGGCAGGCGCUGGCGCAGAAUACGAAUCUCAUUGUUAACGGUGCCGGUAACGAAGCCACGCAGCUUCUCCGAAAGAUGAUCAAUGCUCGAACCCUAGGCCUUCAAUUUUCACCGUCCAUCCAGCUUACACCUGGAGUGUCGCUCAUUAAGCAAACCGAAUCGAACCGCAACAGUGGCCAGAGUGGCCGUCGGAAGCAGUCCUGUCCCAGUCGAACGCCAGUAGAGGGCAACUCGCCCAAUACCACGAUGGAGGCCCUAAAACUGAUCACAUCGAACAAAGCCAGUGGAGGAGUAACGACGAUAGUUACCAAUAACAAUAGAAGCAGUAGCAGCCCGGUCCACCUGGACGCCGCCAGUCAAUUGAGCCGUGCCAACAUCCUGUUCCGAACCAAAACGGACGGUUCGCCGCCAGGGGUCCUACUCCCGGGGGUCAUCGAGCAGCAGAACAGUGGUGCCGUCAGUCCGCAGUUGCAAGCCGUGAAGAAUGCCGCAGCCCAGUUGGCCGCUCAGCAGCUGGCCCAACAGUCGCAAGCCGCCCAACAGCAGCAACAAAGUCAACCUUCGCCACCGCAACAACAGCAGCAGCAAGGCCAGAACCAGCAGAACUCGUCGCAGAAGGACAUGUCCUGCACUAACUGCGGCACGACGACGACCACCAUCUGGCGGAGGAAUAUCCGCGGCGAGAUGGUGUGCAACGCUUGUGGACUGUACUUCAAGCUGCACGGUGUCAACCGACCGCACACGAUGCGACGGGACACGAUCCACACGCGCCGGCGUCGUCCCAAGGGCGAUAAGGCCACCCGAAGGAAAUCCAUCAAAAACGAAGGAGCGGAAGUCAUUGACAACGGAGUUGUAGAGGGAGCUGCGGAUCUGCAUGCCUUGCAGAACCACAAUCUGUUGAUUGCGUUAAGGGAUGCGGCUCGCGCGACGCCGCCCAACUUCCCGAUGUCACCUGCCUUCCAGCACUACCUGCGCGUAACACAGAACUUCGACCCCAACGGUGCUACCAGCGGAGGCGUCAUUGUCGGUGGUGGCGGCGCCGGUGGAGACCUGGACGCCGGCGACGACAGUGGCCCCGAGAACGACAUCGAUUCGUGCAACCUGCCGCUGAACCUGGUUGCCACCCAGCUCGGCGGUGGCAGCGACAACUCGCAACACUGACUGCGUCGGAAGCCCGUCAAAGCCAGCUAGGGCCGGCUCCGGAUGGCGUCGACGUCGACGGCGACGCUUCCGCCCAAGCAGCGUAAAAAGCGUCGCCGCCGGCGUAAGAAAAAGCGGAAGCCGUAAGCCGGUCGGACCGGUGGAAUUGACGAGUGUCUCGGAUGAAAAGCGAACGAGGGCCACUCGGUUACGAAUCUUUUGAAUACUAUUACUACUACUGCUACUACUUUUAAUUACCUAUUACACACCUACUUCAACUACUAUCAAUAACUACUACAACUACUAGUACGAGAGAAGCCGGAGAAUUGCUAACGAAAGGCAGCAACUAGCUUUACGCCUAACCACCAUACUUAAGAAGACUUGAGCUAGCAGUUUUAGCAAUCCCAUCCAAUUUUCGCCUAAUAGUAGGAUACAUGGCAAUUACAAGGGGACUUGUAGGUUUGGCUUAAUGAUGCCAAACGUGUUUUAUGCCAAACGUACUUGAACCGUUGCAAGGCAUGAGAUGCAAUAGGCGCAGCACCUCUACGACAUUCAUAAAUUAAACCUAACGGAAAAAAUGCACAGGUAACUUGAAGAAAAAAUUCUAAAUUUAGGAAGGUAGCUUAGGCACGGAAUGCGAAUACUCAUAACACUAACGGAAGCAACUGUUGUUUCAAUCGAAUCGGAAAAGGAAAUACUCUUAAUGCAGAAAAGAUUUUACCAACCUAGGAAACACACAAACGAUAUCAGUAGAACUGCACACAAAAAAGUGAAGAAGAAAAAUGAACAAACAACAAGCAAUAAUGAGGCGAACGACUGUGGAAAAGAUGAAGAUAAUUGGACUAGGAACGCCGCCGUAUAGGUUAGGGAUUUUCCGCGAAAAUCGCAGCGCUUCCCUGGGAGAGGAAGCAAGCCAAGGAUUUAUUUCAGUCGCCAUAGGGUUUCAAGUUUUUUUUUUUAGCGAAAGAGAUCUGAUUUUAACCAAACACCGUUUUUAUUAGAAUGCAUACAGCUACAUAUAACCGGCAAGUGAAUGAUAAAUAUGUGAUAGUUGAAGGUUGAGGAACGGUAGCUUUCGGAAGAAGAAUGCGAACAAAGCGGUUGAAAUUUUUAGACAGACUGGGGAAUAGUGUCCAUCCCCCUCACGCGAAGAGAUAUGGUUAAUGUUAGAAAGACAAAUCAAAAUUUAUCUGUAGAGGUGCGCACGAACAGAAAAAAAAAACAAACAACUGUUGAAUACUCAUAUUGGGAAGUAACACAUAUAGGUAAGCUCUUUUUUACAACUAGUUUCUUCCAGCUCCCAUCGGUAACACAAAGAACCUCCAAUUCCCUAAAUUUCUCCCAAAUAACCCAGUUUAAUGUGAUCCCUUGGCGUACCACGUUACUUAAUUACCCCGCUUACGCGCUAGUAGUGAUACUAAUUUGAUAAGCGUCGUUCCUUUAUACGUUUAUUUUUCGUUUUUUUUUUAUUGUUAGAAACAUCUUUGGGCACAUUCUCGUCAAAACAUCUUCAUAUAUUUUCUUAUUUUUUUGGUUUAAUCCCUGCAAAAUUGUAAAAAAAUGUUCUGAAGAAUCCUAACCUGCAACCUUUUGGUGCAAAAUAUUACCAUGCUUUCAGUCAUUCUAAAGGGUUUUGCGUUGAAUAUGCUGUUACUUCAGCAUUAAUGAUAAAAACCCAAGAAAAGUAAAUUUUGGAAGUUAGAUUUGACUGGAAUGACCCAUCAUGUGCUCUCUUAUUACCCGUAAUGAAUUCCAUCCAACUCCCACAGACGUAGGUAGUGUCCACUGCAUUAAAAUCGGUCAAAAUCUCAAAAAUCUCUCGCUUACACGAUAGUACACAGUGUAAAAAUGCUGAAAAUGAUCCAAAUUGACCAUUGUAAACCACCCACGCGCCUUUUGCCUUUUGUCCGUCCUGCUAGAUCUGCGCUUUUUCCAGAGCUUCACUAAACAAGAUUUCAUGCAACAUGUUCCACAGGAAACCCACUGAAUCUCAUCGCGAACAAAAAAUACAUAGUCAACUCAGCCUAAUUAACUAGCAAUUUCGGUCAGAAGAACCACUUUUCACCAAGUGUCUAGUCAUUUCAAAACAAACGCGCAAAAAUCCAUUACUGUCCAUCCAUACCGGAAUGCAAUCACGUAAUUUUCAAAUCUCUUCAAACAACGUGUUAUCUUUAAUGGUAAAUCAUGUAUAGAAGUUAGAGUCUUUGAACGGGGCAUAGGAGAAAACGUUUUCGAAGAAAAUCAGCAACAGUAAUAACUUGUAGGUCAUUAGUUCAGACUAAUGAAUGAAUUUGGAUGCAUUCAAACAGGA